AUGUCGUCGAACACACGAAACCCAGCAAGCAGAACGGCCGCCGAGCGAUGGAGGGACUUCACGGACGGCGCCUCCAGGACAGCAGAAGCAGACGGGCGAACACCACAAGACAACAUCCUCGACGCACUACGGUCGGCAGCUCCGCGGCAACGAGCCGCAGGCCUCGGCCUCAGCGGGUUCGGCAAGGGCCUCACACGCGAGCUGACGGAGCAGGCCCAGCGGAACGCCGUCGAAGCAGAGCAGUCCAAGGUCGACACCUCAGAACCCUACCACCUCAACGUCUACGCACACCGGCACAACAUGCACCUGACAUUCACCGAGCCCAGCCGCGACCCCAUCCUAUCGAUGUCCGCGGGCGACAUCGGGCUGCGGAAAGCCCAGCGCAGCACCUACGACGCCGCGUACCAGCUCGCCUCAUAUUUCUUCCGCAAGAUGGCCGAGAAGCAGUGGCGCACGGGAGGCAAGAAGAUGACGACUAAUCCCACGAAGACAAUCGCCAGCUUGGUUCGGCCGGGCCCCAUGACCGGCGGCCCCGGCAUCGAGGUUAUUCUGAGGGGUUAUGGGCCUGGACGAGAGGCGUUUCAAAAAGCGCUACUGGGCACCGAGGGGAGGCAGAUCAAGCCGUUGAUUUCGAGGGUUACUGAUGCCACCAGGUUGAAAUUCGGGGGCACCAGGAGUCACAAGGUCAGGAGGCUGGGUUGA
This is a messenger RNA of Exophiala aquamarina CBS 119918, 702 nucleotides long. RefSeq lists its product as uncharacterized. Gene Ontology annotation, cellular component: ribosome; mitochondrial small ribosomal subunit. Gene Ontology annotation, molecular function: small ribosomal subunit rRNA binding; mRNA 5'-UTR binding; structural constituent of ribosome. Gene Ontology annotation, biological process: translation; maturation of SSU-rRNA from tricistronic rRNA transcript (SSU-rRNA, 5.8S rRNA, LSU-rRNA); ribosomal small subunit assembly. Lineage: Eukaryota; Fungi; Ascomycota; Eurotiomycetes; Chaetothyriales; Herpotrichiellaceae. The coding region runs from base 1 to 702 and encodes 233 amino acids. The transcript has a single exon. The record is from RefSeq and is a predicted model, not a curated record.